AUGGAUAAAGAUGCUAAUUCAAAAAUCCAACUCCCUCCUGGAUUUAGAUUCCACCUUUCUUAUGAGGAGCUAAUUGUUCACUAUCUGAGAAACAAAGUGACAUCAUCACCCCUUCCUGCUUCAUUCAUAGCAGAAAUAGAUCUUUACAACUAUAAUCCAUGGGAGCUCCCAACUUUGUUUGGGGAGGAUGAGUGGUAUUUCUUUACUCCUAGAGAUAGGAAGUAUCCCAAUGGAAUGAGGCCUAAUAGAGCAACUACUUCUGGUUAUUGGAAGCCUACCGGGACUGACAAACCCAUUUUCACUUCCUGUGGGAUGAAGAGCAUUACUGUCAAGAAGGCACUCGUGUUCUACAAGGGUCGUCCACCAAAGGGAUCGAAAAUCGACUAG
Messenger RNA from Glycine soja, 387 nucleotides. Its product is annotated as NAC transcription factor 25-like. The record is from RefSeq and is a predicted model, not a curated record. Lineage: Eukaryota; Viridiplantae; Streptophyta; Magnoliopsida; Fabales; Fabaceae. Gene Ontology annotation, molecular function: DNA binding. The transcript is spliced from 2 exons. The coding region runs from base 1 to 387 and encodes 128 amino acids. Gene Ontology annotation, biological process: regulation of DNA-templated transcription.